Phasianus colchicus (ring-necked pheasant) is the source of this 526-nucleotide messenger RNA. RefSeq lists its product as uncharacterized. The record is from RefSeq and is a predicted model, not a curated record. Lineage: Eukaryota; Metazoa; Chordata; Aves; Galliformes; Phasianidae. Gene Ontology annotation, molecular function: metal ion binding; ubiquitin protein ligase activity. Gene Ontology annotation, biological process: protein monoubiquitination; protein polyubiquitination.
GUGUCAGCAGCGUCCAGCCUGGACUCGUGCCUGGCCUCCAGUCGAGCAGACCUGCAAGACUAGGAGUACCGAUCGAGGACUUUCUCGUGUCGUGUUGUGGUGCUGUUGGCAUCAGUUCUUGGUGCCUCUCACCAGUGUUUCCCUGGCCCUGCCUGGCUCAGGCAGCCGGGGCCUCGUGGGGUGCAUGUGCAGCAGUGGAGCUUGAGACACCUGCCCACUGCCGCGCCACAGAGGGAGCAGCUUCCCCAUCUGAGCUCUCCCCAGCCCACGCGCAGCCCGGGACCAUGGAGCCCAACUGGAUCUGCCCCAUCUGCGGGUGGGCUCAGGACAACGUGGCCUACGUCACCCCCUGCCUCCACCAGCUCUGCUAUGGCUGCGCAAUGUGGUGGGCCAACAAGAAGCCAAGCUGUGCCAUCUGUGGGCAGAAGGUCAGGACCAUCCGAUACUCAGUGAGAUCCGAGGAUGAUUACCUCGAGUGUCCUGUUCCGCAGCCCAUGCAGCGUUCGGGUGACGGCCUGCAGGAUGA